Molecule: messenger RNA, 610 nt
Organism: Amoebophrya sp. A25
Lineage: Eukaryota; Dinophyceae; Syndiniales; Amoebophryaceae
Source: the annotation of a GenBank genome assembly
GGGCAAUUUCGAUGGCCGCCCUGCCGGACGCUUGCUUCGCUCUUAUUUCGCGGCUAGCCUCUCCUUGUCUUCAAUGCGGUCGUCGAUUAUCGCAGAUGAACAACUCCAAAACAACAAAGAGUUUGCUCAUGCUCACAAUGACGGGAUAUUAAAUCUCCUUUUCGACUACCGCCGGUCCGAUAGGGGCACUCCACAGCACAACUAUGGUUUUCUCUACGAUCGACUGUUUCUGAACGAGGAGCGUUGUUAAGGCUAUAAGAAAUCCAUCUUCACAUGCAUCCUGGUCCCGUUUUGAAAGGGAAAAGGGGCGCGAGGAUGCUUUUUUAAAAUGGAUUUAUGGUAGGUCUAACGUUGUGAUGUACAACUUGUGGGCGAAAUUGGGGUGGGGCCGUUGCAGGAUAGACCUUCAGUAUAUCAAAUGCAGUCUGCCAUUGCAACCUCUGCCGACGAAAAGGUCACUGCUUCUAGUACAUUCUCUGCCGACGAAAACGCCUCUGCUUCGCAGACAGAGGCCACAGUUAAAAAGGUCUCUGCUUCUCAGAAAGCCGGAAAAAGCGGAGAGGUGUCUUCAGUUACGGACAGAAACACUCAGAAGACAACGCAGGAUUAG